Nicotiana tabacum (common tobacco) is the source of this 1392-nucleotide messenger RNA. RefSeq lists its product as uncharacterized. The record is from RefSeq and is a predicted model, not a curated record. NCBI's taxonomy places the organism in Eukaryota, Viridiplantae, Streptophyta, Magnoliopsida, Solanales, Solanaceae.
AUGGUUUUGAAAGAGGAACUUGUUGAUGGCCCAACACUUGGCAGAUUCUCUACUAGUUUUUGCUUGUGCCAAAAUGCACGUUUUAGGCCGGCAAAGCUGUAUAUUCCAUUACGUGCCGUUGACAUUUUCGAGUUUGUAAUAUGUGAAAGAGCAUCUAAUGAUCGAUACCUCAAAAAAUUCAUCGAAAUCAAAUACACUAUCAACGAACGCUGUCCUCCAAUGGAAAUUUGGAACAAUUUGGGAGUUCGAGUAUACAUGGAGACGAAAAAGGAAAACAAAAGCUUAGGAAUGUAUCCGCUGUGUAUAACAGUGCGUGAUUUCGAUUUGGAAUGCAAUAUCUCUAAUUCGAGCACAAUUGUAGGUUUACUCUGUUUUUUCAGUGGUUUAUCUGAUUAUCGUAUGUCUAACGUGGUUCAAUUGUCAAGCAAUUGUGACAAAAUUGGAGAAGUAUCAAGAACAAUGAAGUUGAUUGAUAGGCCAACAUCUCCGGCGAUUGUGCAAUAUGAAAGUAUUAUCAUAACAAAACAUACGUCAAAUGUUAUUGAAGUAGGCCAAGUCUACCAAGACAAGCAAAUAAUUGUCAGUGCAAUGAAGCACUAUUCUGUCAUGAAUAGGUUUCAAUUUAGGGUGAAAAGGUCUAGCGCAAGAAGCUACUGUCUCGUAUGUGUUGGGGACAAUUAUACAUGGCACUUCAAGUCCACCAGCAUAAACGAAUCAGCAUUGUUCAAGAUUCAAAAAUUCAACAGCUUGCACACAUGCUCUUUGAUGGACAAUACAUACAUACAAUGCAGACCUACUGCCAUGGUAGUUGGUAGCAUGGUUAUACCAAAAUAUGCGGAUCCUAAGACAAUAUACACACCAAAAGACAUACAAACUAAUAUGUUGUCAGAAUAUGGUAUGAACUUAACAUACAUGCAAGCUUGUAGAGCAAAGGAAAAGACUUUGAAAUUUUUGAGAGGUCAUCCUGCUGAUUCCUACAGUCGCUUGCCAAGUUAUUUGUAUAUUCUGGAGAAGACUUAUCCAGGGUCGGUAGUUAAAUUGCAAAAGACUGAAGAUGAUUGUUUCUUGUACGCAUUUGUUGCACUUAGUACGUCCAUCAAGGGCUGGGAGUAUUGUAGGCCAGUUGUAGUAGUUGAUGGCACCUUCUUGAAGUCAGCAUAUAUGAGAAUAAUGUUAACAACUAGCACAAUGGAUGCAGCAGGUAGCAUAUUACCACUGGCAUACGCUGUUUUUGAUUUAGAAAAUGACGCAUCAUGGACGUGGUUUUUUGAACAAUUCAAACAUGCGUAUGGUGAAAAACCAAAUAUGUGGGUUGUUUCGGACCAGAAUGAGAGUAUCUUGAAGGCAACAUCUACUGUUUAUACCGGCAUGCCAUAUUAUGCUUGCAUGUAG